This is a messenger RNA of Mugil cephalus (flathead mullet), 1806 nucleotides long. It is a transcript of the gene cldn5a, whose product is annotated as claudin 5a. Lineage: Eukaryota; Metazoa; Chordata; Actinopteri; Mugiliformes; Mugilidae. Bases 306 to 956 code for a protein of 216 amino acids. The record is from RefSeq and is a predicted model, not a curated record. The transcript has a single exon. Gene Ontology annotation, biological process: cell adhesion; bicellular tight junction assembly. Gene Ontology annotation, molecular function: structural molecule activity. Gene Ontology annotation, cellular component: plasma membrane; bicellular tight junction.
AUAGCGGAUUGGAGGAAAGUUUCUCCUCGGGUCCACACACCCCCACCCUGCAGAUAUUCGUGGUUCGGUGCUACUGUGAUUCCAGUUGUUUUCACAUCCCCUCACUAACAAAGAGACUCGGACCUGCUGCCUUGCACCUCUCAGUAAAUGUGGCGAGUGAUGCGCAACUAACGACCGACGCUCCUGUACACCGAGGUGAAAACGAGCCGAGAGAGAAACUGAAGAAACACUUCUCUCUAAGAAGAGAAAUAAGGGGAGACUUGGACAAAACCUCAGGCGGAGUUGACUGAACGUAUAGAGCGAAAAUGGUGUCUGCCGGACUGGAGAUCUUGGGACUGUCGUUGUGCGUAAUUGGCUCGCUCCUGGUGAUGGUUGCGUGCGGGCUUCCCAUGUGGAAGGUGACGGCUUUCAUCGAAGCCAACAUCGUGGUGGCUCAGACGAUCUGGGACGGCUUGUGGAUGACCUGUGUGGUGCAGAGCACGGGCCAGAUGCAGUGCAAGGUGCACGACUCCGUCCUCGCCCUUAGCCACGAUCUACAGGCGGCCAGAGCGCUCACCGUCAUCUCCUCCCUGAUGGGCGUGCUGGGUCUGAUGGUUGUGAUUGCCGGGGCUCAGUGCACCAACUGCAUCCGCACCGAGUACGUCAAAGCUCGGGUGGUGAACGCCGGUGGAGUUAUCUACAUCCUCAGUGGCUUGUUCGUGCUGGUGCCUCUUUGCUGGAUGGCCAACAGCAUCAUAUCGGGCUUUCACAAUCCACAGGUGCCCCCAUCCCAGAAGAGGGAGAUCGGCGCUGCGCUCUACAUCGGCUGGGCGGCCACGGCGCUGCUACUGAUCGGAGGUGCGCUGCUGUGCUGUUCCUGUCCAUCCAGUGGCAACACGGGAUACUCGGUAAAAUACGCACCGACGGCCAAGAGAUCCACGCAGAACGGGGACUAUGACAAGAGGAAUUAUGUGUAGCUACGGAGCUCACAGCAGGCGGUGCGUAAAAGCGACCUGCGGCUUUUCAAAAACUUUUUUUUACGGACGUAUUCUUUGCACCUGCAUUUUUUUUCUUUCUUUUUCUUUUUUUUAGAAAUCUGAACUUUGAAAAUCAUUGGAGGCAACUUUUAACACUGACCCUUCGAUAUACGCUCGGACCACGUCGUUUUUGUGUCUACAGGAGAUUUUUAAAAGUCUAUCAAACUCACAAGAAAAACGGAGUAUCUUUGUUAGGUACCUGCUUUUGUAAAUCUUCGAAAUUAUUACUAUUUUGAAUUGUUUACCGUCGUUAACUACAAAGGUUUUCUUUUGUCGAGGAACCCUUGCCACUGAAAGUAUAGCCGACACUGUUGUUUUGCCUUGAUGUGCAUUGUCAGCACAACUUGUACAUUAACUGAGAAGGUUUGCACUCCCACUCACUCAGCCAGUAUCCUUUAGGGGACCUGCGCCGACAUGAUGACAACAACGUCCACUAACAACAAACAACGAAGCUGAAAAGUUCACACAUGUUAAAGUCUUCAUGAAUCUCGGAUCCGGCGAUGGGACGGACUUUGACGUUCGCAUUGUGGACCUGUAAAUUCCAGUGAGUCUGAGAGCCACAGGUCAUAAAAUGAAAAUGUGCAGUCCGUUAGUCGGCCGCACUGAGCACCUGCGAACUUUUUGCAUCAUUGUUCCUGCAGGGAGACUCCCGUGUUCUCACGUAAUCCAGGAAUAAACUUUGUUUUCUGUUGGUAUGUUGACGUUUGAUGUCAUGAUUCAUUAUUCAUGUAUAUGAAGUUGCAAUACUUGUUUCAUUUUAUUAAGAUUAAACUGAAUAUAUUGUCUGAAA